Messenger RNA from Monoraphidium neglectum, 1944 nucleotides. RefSeq names its product flagellar associated protein. The coding region runs from base 1 to 1944 and encodes 647 amino acids. The record is from RefSeq and is a predicted model, not a curated record. NCBI's taxonomy places the organism in Eukaryota, Viridiplantae, Chlorophyta, Chlorophyceae, Sphaeropleales, Selenastraceae. The transcript has 9 exons.
AUGGGGGCGCCCCAGCUGCGCCAGACCACGUCUGGGACUGACCUGUACGCGCAGCGCCGCUUCCAGGAGGAGGUGGCGCGGUGGCUGCAGUGCCGCGCGACGCCCGAGGAGCGGGCGCGGUACACCAGGUACUUCGCCCUGGUCCAGGAAGCUUCCACGGCAGCUGCGCGGCAGAGGGCGGCGCUUGAGGUGCAGCAACUCGGCACCGCCCGCAGCGCCGCCAGCAGCGGCGGCGCCAGCGGCGGCAGCACCGCGCGCAGCCGACGCGCGCCACUCUGGUCGGACAUCCCGGAGGCCGCCACGGCCGGGGCGCUGGAGACGGCGGCGCGGAGGGCGCGCCUGGCGUCGGCGCCGGCGUGCGCCGCCGCCGCGCGGCUGGGGACAGGAGCGACCCGCGCUGCGGCCGCGGCAGCCGCGGCCCGGCCUGAAUCGGCCGCGGCCGCGUCGUGGCUGCACACAGCCACCCUUGGAGCAGGGCGCGGAGGCGCAACGCGCAGCCUGAACCAGCGGCCAUCCACAGCGUCAGCCGCGCCACCAGAUGCCACCGCGCCAGCCGCGGCCCCACGCCCCGCCGCCUCUGCCGGCCUGCGCUUGCCCCUCGGCGUCCCCACCGCCGCCGCCGCCGCCGCCGAGCCCCCACGGCUCUCGGCGACUGCCACCCUGUCAGCUCGCGCGGCGGCGGCCGCGGCGGCCCCGCCGGCGCCUAAGAUGGGUCCCCUGGACAUAACCUCGUCGGCGGCGUCCUAUGGGCUCAAGGACCUGUACCCUGAUCUGUGGGCCAACACGCUGCCCAUCUGCCGCCCCGAGGCGGCCCCCAACAAGAAUUUUGUCAGCGACUGGGGCGAGUCCCUGCGCAAAGGCUCUGAGGAGACCUGGGCGCCAUUCCUGGACAGCUCCUACACUGUGGCCAACGCACAAGUACACAAGCCGACCGACGACUUCCGCGUGCGCCAGCAGCGCGCGCUGGCGUCCUGGGUGGCCAAGCAGCGCACCUACUGCGAGGGCCUGCUGACCCCCGCCGCCACGGACGGCGUCGUGGCGCUGCUGGGGCAGCUGCCGGGGCCCCAGAAGACGGAGCUGGUGGAGCUGCUGCGCCAGCUCAGCGCGGUGGUGCAGCCCGAAAGCUCCAAGCCCGUGUCGCAUGAGCUGCACUGCCCCCAGUACAGCGCGGAGGAUGCAGAGACGACGCGCCUCCUCAAGGAGCAGACCCGCAUCAAAACCAUGGGCGCGCCGCGCAAGGUGGAGGUCAAGGGGUUUAAACACACGGCGCACACCCAGCCUGCGGCGGCGGCGGCGGCGGUGGACCCUGCUGGGUCAGCAGGGGAUGCUGGCACCGAGCAGGCUCCUGAGGCGACAGGUGCCGCGGCGGCCACCGCGGCUGCGCCGCGGCGCCGUCCUAGUGCUGCCAAGGGUGCCGCCAAGGCGUCAGACCUGGUCGAGACCCUCAGCAGCAAGUGCCCCCUGAAGUGGGCGUGCGCCGAGCUGUACCCCGCCACGAGCUCGUACACAUCAGCAUUCGGCUCCCACCCCUCGCGCACGGCGCAGAUGCACCGAGUCGUAUUCCCGGAGGUCAACGCGGGCUGGGGCCACGUGGACGAGGUGCGUUACCCGCAGUCCAGUGCGGUGUACCCGAUCCCCCAGCGCUUUGUGGAGCCGCGGCGCACCCUUGGCGAGGCCCCCUCCGACGCCGACGCCAAGACCACCAACCGCCUCUCGUAUCGGCCGAGGGACCACGCCGCCAUGCUGCGCGCCGUGGCCGGCGCCCGCGACCAGAUCGAGGCGAGCCGCGCCGCCCGCCACGUCAGCCACAUCCCCCUCAGCAAGGCGGGCGUGCAGGCGGCGCCGCAGUGGGCCACCAGCUACGGGUCUGAGUUCAAGGACCGGCCGGCGGACCUGACCGCGAACAGGGCCAUGGCGGAGGCGGUGUCGGCGAUGUUCAAGUGA